GACAGCUUUCAAGACAAUAAUGAAAACAUAACCUAUAAAUUGAGUUUUAUGGAAUCAUAAUUAAAUAAUAAUUUAAUAAUCAAUUGGAUAAAAGUUAUUACAAUGUCUUAUUUAUCCGCAAUAGGUCGGGGUUUUGUACAAAUGCGAACUUUAGUUAAUGUAAAUUCACAAUACCUUCAUACAAACAGUUCUUGCUUCGCUGCUGUGAAAAAGACUUCAGCGGCAGGAGGUGUAAUGGGCCUGGGUAAAGGCAAGAAGAAGGCUGGCGGCAAACUGGGCCCGAUGGAAAAAAAGCAGCUGCCAGUUGAAACUGACCCCGUCAAGCUCACCACGUUCGUGUGCGGGUCUAACAUCUACACCACCGGAGAGGAUGUCAAGCUGAAGGACGACAGCGAGUACCCGUCGUGGCUGUGGACGCUGCGCACGGGCGCUCCGCCGCGGCUGGAGGAGCUGGACCCAAAUUCUAAGCGCUACUGGCUGCGCGUGCGCGCCGCCGGCAUGCGACGCAACAACCGCCUCAAGGCCAUGCGCAAGUUCUGACGACAGAUAGAAGACUACCCUCAGUGCUUCAACGUAAGAAUGCUUCUUUCUUCCAUAUACUUCUGUAGACGACAGCCGAACAUAGUUGCAAUCGAUAUGAUUUUGCAUGCAAAACUUAUUGAGAUGUUUAAAUGGACUAAUUUUGCCAAACUACAUUUUGUGUAAGCAACCCUGCUCCCAAUAUAAUUUGUUUCAUCAUCACCAUACCGUGCCAGAAUGUUAGUGAACGCAAUGUUAAGAUGAGAUUGUGAACGAUAGAGGAAGUCCAAUGUCCUGCCUAGUAUACUGUGGGUGUGAGUUAUAAUUUAUAAGAAAUAGUGUAAAUUCAUAAGUAGAUAGUGUAAGUAAAAUUGUUAAUAAAAAAUGUUA
Ostrinia furnacalis (Asian corn borer) is the source of this 909-nucleotide messenger RNA. RefSeq names its product mitochondrial ribosomal protein L54 (gene mRpL54). The record is from RefSeq and is a predicted model, not a curated record. The transcript is spliced from 3 exons. Gene Ontology annotation, molecular function: structural constituent of ribosome. Gene Ontology annotation, cellular component: mitochondrial large ribosomal subunit. The coding region runs from base 103 to 540 and encodes 145 amino acids. NCBI's taxonomy places the organism in Eukaryota, Metazoa, Arthropoda, Insecta, Lepidoptera, Crambidae.